This is a messenger RNA of Notolabrus celidotus (New Zealand spotty), 2717 nucleotides long. Its product is annotated as epidermal growth factor receptor kinase substrate 8-like protein 1. Lineage: Eukaryota; Metazoa; Chordata; Actinopteri; Labriformes; Labridae. Gene Ontology annotation, cellular component: vesicle; plasma membrane; ruffle membrane. The transcript is spliced from 20 exons. Gene Ontology annotation, molecular function: actin binding. Gene Ontology annotation, biological process: positive regulation of ruffle assembly; Rho protein signal transduction; regulation of Rho protein signal transduction. The coding region runs from base 62 to 2050 and encodes 662 amino acids. The record is from RefSeq and is a predicted model, not a curated record.
UGGGCAGCUGGCUCUGUCAGGCAGCGUAAUCCCGGCUGCUGAAUCAUUUCCUGGACAAAGUAUGACAAACAUCUCACGGUAUCUUGUCAACCACCUGCUGACAUUCUCACUCCAGGAUGGGGAAGUGCAGAGUGUGGAAGAAGCCCAGACCCGUCUGUCUGUCCUGGCUCAGAGCAAGAAGCUGUGGAGUCAACAGAUGUUCCUGGACGUUGGGACGGAAGCCAUUCACCUCCGAGACAUACAGAGCCAGGAUGAGCUGGAGAGGUACUAUUUCAAAUCUAUCUACCGCUGUGACGCCAUCAACACAGAGAAACAAUUCUCGUCCAUGCUCCUCUUAGUCUGUCAAAGUUCAGAUCAGAAGAAGCCGGACAUUCACUUCUUUAACUGCGAGACAGUGAAGGCAGAGCAGAUCUGUGACGACAUUGCACGCGCAGUUUCGGAUUCCUCCAACAGCAGGAGCGAAAAAGCCCUAGAUGUGCUCGGAAGGAUUCCUCAGAGUGGUGGAGAGAUGAUCGACCCCUACGAAAUCCCAAAUCCCCCCAUCGCACACGCUCCUAACCCCCCUCCAGUGAACCCUCCACCUUACCCAGGACUCAGAGCAAAUGGAAUAAAUGGCGGGCCUGAUAUCUCCUUCUUGCGAGCAGAAAGAGAAGUGGGGAUCCUCAAUCACUGCUUUGAUGACAUCGAGAACUUCAUGGGGAAGCUGCAGCAGACCGCAGAGGCUGCGACAGUGCUGAACCAGAGGAAGAAAAAGAAGAAGAAAAGUAAAAAGCAAAAUGCUGAAGAGGAUCUACUCACUGCAAAGGCUCGCCCACCACCAGAGGAGGAGUUCAUUGAUGUCUUCCAGAAGUUCAAAUAUUGCUUCAGCCUGCUGGCUCGUCUGAAAUCAUCAAUCACCAACCCUUCAUCGGAGGAACUUGUGCACCAUGUGUUCAAACCUUUGGAUAUGAUGGUGAAAACUACAGGAGGACCUGGUCUGGGUGCCUCAGUGUCCAGCCCUGCAAUGUCCAGCUCCGCCGUCUCUCUGCUUCAAGACACCCUGAGCGAGGGAGAGCGGCAGCUGUGGACGUCUCUGGGUCCCAACUGGACGCUCCCACGCUCUCAGCUCAGAGGACCUGUAGCUCCAUACACCCCCGUGUUUCUGGAUGGUUGGAAGCCAGAAGCCUUAAGGGCAGACGGGCAGGUUUGGGAGGAUCCGGUUGAGUCACAGCACAAACUUGAAGACCUCCAAGCAAAACAAGAGUCAGCUCCAGACGCCCGCAUUGGUGAUGAAACAGACAGCAACGGACUCCCAACAGACCCUGAGAGACUCUACAGCUGCACGUAUGACUUUAUCGCCAGGAACAGCAGUGAGCUGUCAGUGCAGCAGGGGGAGCAACUCGAGGUGGUCGAAUCAUCCAAACGUUGGUGGAAAGUUCGGAAUCGCUUCAACCAGAUCGGGUUCGUCCCCUUCAACAUCCUGGAACCUAUGGCUCACAUAGACAGCCCGACAGUCAAUAAACCUCCUAGUGCUCCAGCUCCACCUCCUCUCGCAAAGACUUUCACCUCAGUCCCACCCAGCCCUACUUCUCUACAUCCGGCCCCCACCCACUCCCCCCAGCGUCCACGCAGCAUGCCACCGUACAACCAACACACAACGGCUUUAGAGGACCCAGAAAACAAAGUCAUGAUGGUGAAUGACGAGCUGCUCCAGAGGCUGACAAACGGGAAGACCAACCUGAACAAACCUCUCCACAUCCCACGCUCCUCAGAGACGUCUGUGCCUCUGGACUACCACUCCCCUCCAGACGAGGUAGCCGAGUGGCUGCAAGGGAAGGGCUUCAGUGAACCGACGGUGUCAUGUUUGGGAGUGCUGACAGGUGCUCAGCUCUUUUCCCUCAACAAGGAGGAGCUACGAGCUGUGAUACCAGAAGAGGGUGCCAGAGUGUACAGCCAGCUCACAGUGCAGAAAGCACUGCUGGAGGACGCCAGGAGAGCCACAGAGCUGGAGGCUGUGAUGGAGAAACAGAAAAUGAAGGUGGAUCUGAAGCUGGAGAGCAGCACAUUGUGAGCAGCAGUCUCUACAGCAGGAGUAUCAGAUGAAGAAAUGUGUUCUUCAGGGAAUCACUUCAGAGUGAACGUCUGAAUUAUUAAAAUUCAACGGCAAACAUGUGACAGUGACUUCAAAUCUCUAUAUGCAUCACUGGAAAAUCACAAUUUCUGUCUUCAAAUUUGUGACAGCUGAAAUUUCACAUUUAGAUGCAAGUAGGCGCUGAUUGUUAAAUACUUAGCCAGUAAAUAUCUAUUUGUAAUGUAUGUUGUUUUCUUAUGUGAAUAGUUUCCUUUGGGCUCAUUUUGGCCUACCAGGUAAAGACUAACUUAAAUGUAUUUAUCUUGUUUGUGAUAUAAUUGAUGGAGCAAUGAAUAACACUGUGCAAGAAAAACAAGACAAGCAGACAACACAAAUUAAAAUGGUGGAUUUUUUUUAUUAUUGAGACUUUAAAGAAAGAUAUUUUUUAGCUGAACAUAAACAGAAACGACUUCACACAUGAGGUAAAGCAAUGCUUGCAUUAAAAUCUGUUUCAAUGAUAAAUUUGUACAGAGUGGAAUCUGUCCAAACUGGGGCAUACUUUUCAUUGAUGAACUUGACUAAUAAAAAAACAUAUGUACAGUUAUAGCUCGGAAUUUCCAAUGUUUUACUUUUGUUCCAACUUCUUCAUCACAUGCUGACACUUAAU